AUGGCCUAUUAUGCCGUGGGUCUACCAGUUCUGAAGGUUAGGAAAGAGGUAGAAAUUUCCACCUCUAAUGUUGUUCUAAUGUUGGAGAAUGGAAAAUUUGUGGAGAGUGAAAAGUAUAACAGCUCAUCGUCAGAAAAACAUCAAUAUGUUGCUGAUGGAAAUGAAAAAAACUCGGAGGCAUUAGGAGUCUCUGAACAUUUUAAGCCGAUGAAAAUUCUUGAUGGAGAAUGUAUUCAACCCAACCCUAUACAAUCCAAAGAAACAUUGGAAACAAAAGCAAGCAGAGAAGUGGUAAAAGUUGCAAGGAGGAACACCAAAAGCAGCCUAAAAAUCGUUGAUGUAAAAAUUGUUCAAUCUAAUGCUUCAAAAAUUGAAGGAUCAGGAAAAGAGAUACACGGAGCUAGUGUACUUUCUCACGGUGGCAAGGCCUCUUCGGAGAAAGGAUGGAAGAUGAAGAACAGCAGGAAUAAGAAGAGCUUACCAAAGAAAAAGAUAAAAAAGAACACGAUGAAUGCACCUUCAAAGAAGAGAAGUGGUACUCCCUCUGAUUCGCGAAAGAGACGCAAUACAUCUAUUCCGAAAAGUAAUGCUAAAGUUUUCCCGGUGGGUUUUAUAAGACCUAGAGAUGACAAAGAAUACCGCGAAGAAUUAAUCUCUACAGUCGUAAGAGUUUGGUGUCCAAAGGACCAACGGUUCUAUCUUGGAAAAGUUGAGGCAUAUGAUCCAACUAAGCAAGAACAUAUGGUAAGUUACCUUGAUAAUGAUAUAGAGUUUUUGAAACUAGAAAAUGAGCUAUGGUUACUGCACAAGGCGCGAGCGGAAUUCUUAGAUUUACAAGAAAUGUGGGAGAAAAUGUUGAGCUAA
Molecule: messenger RNA, 864 nt
Organism: Oldenlandia corymbosa var. corymbosa
Lineage: Eukaryota; Viridiplantae; Streptophyta; Magnoliopsida; Gentianales; Rubiaceae
Source: the annotation of a GenBank genome assembly